AUGGCAACAUCAGCAGCUCAAUCCAGUUCUUGGACUUCCUUUUUAAAAUCAAUUGCCUCAUUCAAUGGUGAUUUAUCAUCGUUAACUGCCCCACCAUUUAUCUUAUCCCCAACCUCAUUAGUAGAAUAUUCCCAAUAUUGGGCCGAACAUCCCGAUUUAUUCGUAGAUGCAGACUUAUUAAGAGCAACUGAUCCUGAUAAUGAAGAAGAAGUUGAAGCAAUGGCUUUGAAAAGAAUGAUUGCCGUUACCAGAUGGUUUAUUUCAACUUUAAAAUCACAAUAUUGUUCCAGAAAUGAAAGUAUGGGUUCUGAAAAGAAACCAUUGAAUCCAUUCUUAGGGGAAGUGUUUGUGGGGAAAUGGGAAUGUGAUUCUGUGCAUGGUGAAGCAUUCUUAUUGAGUGAACAAGUUAGUCAUCAUCCUCCAGUUACUGCUUAUGCUAUUAAGAAUAUGAAACAUAAUGUGACAUUACAAGGAUAUAAUGGAAUUACUUCCAGUAUUUCAACAACAAGUAUUAAUAUUAAACAAUUUGGUCAUGCCAUAUUAGAAUUUCAAGACUUAGAUGAAUCUUAUCUAGUAACAUUACCUCCAUUACAUAUUGAAGGAUUAAUUACUGCAUCUCCAUUUGUUGAAUUAGAAGGAACUUCCUAUAUCCAAAGUUCUAAUGGAUUUAUGGCCGUGGUUGAUUAUUCCGGAAGAGGUUGGGUUUCAGGUAAGAAAAACACUUUUAAAUCCAGAAUUUAUCGUGAUUCAUUAGCAAGUGCCUACAAGGAAAACGCCCUUGUAACAAUCAGCGGUCAAUGGUCAGGUAAAUCAUAUAUUUCUCAAGGUUCAACAACUCCAACUAAAUACGAUGAAUUAUUUUAUGAUGCUGCCAAAAUAGCGGCACAACAUUUAAAGGUUAAACCAAUUGAAAAACAACAUGAAUUAGAAUCAAGAAGAGCUUGGGAAAAAGUGGCAGAAGCAAUUAAGAAAGCUGAUUAUAAUUUAAUUCAUCAAGAAAAAUCAUUGAUUGAAAAUAAACAACGUGAAUCAAGAAAACUUGAAAAAGAAGCUGGGAUAGCUUGGGAAACUAGAUGGUUUGAUAAAGUGGAUUAUUUAGAUAAUGGUAAUUCAAUUCAUGAUAAUUUUAUGAAUUUGACUAAUUUGGCUAAUUUAUCUAUUCAUAAUUCACCUUCUGGUUCGAUGAAGAAUUCAAAAUAUGAUGUUGGGGAUGCUAAACAUUGGAGAUUUAAUGAUCUUUUUACCUUUUUACUUUUUCUUUAA
This is a messenger RNA of Hemisphaericaspora subhashii, 1263 nucleotides long. Its product is annotated as oxysterol-binding protein. Lineage: Eukaryota; Fungi; Ascomycota; Pichiomycetes; Serinales; Debaryomycetaceae. The transcript has a single exon. Gene Ontology annotation, biological process: exocytosis; maintenance of cell polarity; piecemeal microautophagy of the nucleus. Gene Ontology annotation, cellular component: membrane; intracellular membrane-bounded organelle; cytosol. Bases 1 to 1263 code for a protein of 420 amino acids. The record is from RefSeq and is a predicted model, not a curated record. Gene Ontology annotation, molecular function: oxysterol binding.